AUGAGUUCUAAAGUUACUGCUGAGUUGCAGCAACUGGAGAGCAAAACAAGAUAUCUCCGUGAUACGCUUAACUCUUCUGUUACAAUGAACAGCACAAUGUUCGCGGAUAAACCUUCUUUGAAAGAAAAAUAUGUUGCCGCCAAAAUGAAUCAUAUUAAACAUACUUUCAAUUUAUGGAAGGAUUCAUUACUUCGCGAACUUAUUACCGCUGACACGCUAACUCGUGUUCCAACUGGAAAUUCUCCAAAGAAAGAUUCCGUUAGAGCCUCCAAACAUCAGACUUCGAAGUCUCGAUCCAUACAUAAGCACUCCAGCAACCUAUGCGCUUUGAGUCCUAGUAAAUAUUCUCCAACCAAGGCCGAAUCUGGCAAAUAUUCUCCAAAGCGCUCAACUACAAGAUCUUCCAGCAGAUCUCACCACAGACAUACAUCACAUCAUCAUAGAUCUCGCGAAAUCGUCCCUUCUGAGCAAGAGUCGAUUGGAUCUAAGUAUGACUACACUGCUUCAGAGCGUAGUGUAUCAAAUUAUGAUUACGACAACGGAUCUGUCUUCGACUAUACUGCUUCUGACCAUGAAAAUUCACAAGAAGACGAUGCCGGCUCAAAGUACGAUUUUACUGUCUCAGAUCAAGAAUCAAACGGCGAACUUUCAGAUGGUGAUCGUUUCGAUUACACAGCUUCAGAUCAUCCAUCACAAGUCGAAGAUGAUGAUCUUCCAAGCGACGGUUCCAAAUUCGACUAUACAGUUUCAGGGGAUGAAGGCUCACAAGCAUCUUAUGCAUCAGCAACUCAACAACCAACAAAAAGAAAUCAUCGUCAAUCAAAUGGAUCAAAAUACGAUUAUACAGCCUCAGAAGAGCCACGCCGUGAACACCAUCAUCACAGAAGUCCUACUAAACGACGCCAAUUACCAAAUGAAGAUACAGCUUCUUCAGCAUUUGAUGAAGAACCAAAACAGAGGACAUCUCCUUCAAAGAUGACAUGGCCUUAUCCUAAACCAGUCAGAACUAUUGCGAAAAAGCCAGUUCAGGAAUCUCCAAAAAAAGAUCCUUCGUCGGCGCCGUUAGAAAAUGAAAAUGAGGCACGCGACGCCGACGCUAAUCAUGACAAGCAGUCGCUGAGCGAAGAAAUUCAUGAAAACGAUAUUAAAAUUACUAAUGAUUUAGAUAUCUCUCACAUUCCUAAACCACAAGAGCCAACCAACGAAACAAUUAUCAACAGAUCAAUUAACGAAUUACAUCCGGCCCAGGAAGAAGAAGAAUAUGCCGAGGAAGAAGAUAAUGAAGAAGAUUCCGAUUUCUUACAUGAUUAUCUUUGGAAUAAUGACUUGCCAAAGUAUAUCCCAUACGAGUUCGACAGCGAAACAGAUAAAGCUCAUAUCGGAAGAUUUAAAGAUUCACUCUUCCCAGAUACUCGCGAGAGGAAGGUUAAGUUUGAGAAAUGA
Trichomonas vaginalis G3 is the source of this 1443-nucleotide messenger RNA. RefSeq lists its product as uncharacterized. NCBI's taxonomy places the organism in Eukaryota, Parabasalia, Trichomonadida, Trichomonadidae. Bases 1 to 1443 code for a protein of 480 amino acids. The transcript has a single exon. The record is from RefSeq and is a predicted model, not a curated record.